Apodemus sylvaticus (European woodmouse) is the source of this 2972-nucleotide messenger RNA. RefSeq names its product solute carrier family 27 member 6 (gene Slc27a6). Gene Ontology annotation, molecular function: long-chain fatty acid-CoA ligase activity; long-chain fatty acid transmembrane transporter activity. The record is from RefSeq and is a predicted model, not a curated record. The transcript has 10 exons. NCBI's taxonomy places the organism in Eukaryota, Metazoa, Chordata, Mammalia, Rodentia, Muridae. The coding region runs from base 457 to 2316 and encodes 619 amino acids.
CUGAGCAAGGGAGGGAGCCAGAAGGAAACCGCGGGCUUUCUCAGCCAUCCCGGCUCCAAAGCAGAUCCCAGAUCCUGGUGCUCAAAGGAGCGAAGCUUUGCAGGGUUCUUAGAGCGAGCAAGGGGUGUCAAAGACAUUCCCAGUUUGAAGCCCACGAGCCUGUUGGACAGUCGUGGAGGGUGGGUGCGCUAAGUACAAAGGUUUUUUUUUUUUUCCUUUUUUUUUAAUCAAAGAAGACUCUGCUCUACAGCUGCCUCGCCCAGUGCCCCAGGCCUUAUCACCAGCUUUCUGUAGCUUUCUUGGUGAAAACCUUUGAUUUCUUUCACGGGAUACACAAAGAAAUCCCGAGCCAGAACUACAGGUGCCAGCUUUGAGGACAGGCGUCUCCAGUGAAGUUCUUGGCAAAGAAAGAGACACUGCUAGGACCCAUCGGGUCAGCUGGAGAUCUGGGCGCCCAUGCUUCUGUCAUGGCUCACAGGAUUUGGGGCUGGACUGCUCUCCCUGCACUUGGCGCAGAAACUUCUGUUCCCGUACUUCUGGGACGACUUGUGGUUCUUGCUGAAGGUGGUGCGCUACGGAAUUCAGAUGGAGAUGUACAAAAGGAGGGGGGAGCUGGUCACCGUGCUGGAUAAGUUCCUGAGCCACGCCAGGAGGCAGCCGCAGAAAGCCUUCAUCAUUUAUGAGGGCGACGUCUACACCUAUGAGGACGUGGACAAGAGGAGCAACAGAGUAGCCCACGUCUUCCUGAACCACUCCUCCGUGAAAAGGGGGGACGUUGUGGCUUUGUUGAUGAGCAACGAGCCCGACUUCGUUCAUGUGUGGUUUGGCCUGGCUAAGCUGGGCUGCGUGGUGGCCUUCCUCAACUGCAACCUUCGCUUAGAUUCCCUCCUACACUGCAUCCGCACCUGCGAACCCACUGCCGUGGUGGUGGGCGGAGAUUUGCUUGGAAGCAUAGAAGAAAUCCUUCCCAGCCUCCCGAAACAUGUCAGAGUUUGGGGAAUGAAGGAUUCUGUCCCAGAAGGUAUAGUUUCACUCAAAGAAAAACUGAGUCUUGCUUCUGAAGAGCCAGUACCCGCAAGCCAUCAUGUCACCUCAAGCCUCAAGUCUACUUGCCUCUACAUUUUUACCUCUGGAACAACAGGUCUACCCAAAGCAGCUGUGAUUAGCCAGUUGCAAGUGUUGAAGGGAUCUGUUGGGCUAUGGGCAUUUGGUUGCACAGCUGAUGACAUCAUUUAUAUAACCCUCCCUCUGUACCACAGCUCAGGGGCUCUCCUUGGAAUUGGUGGAUGUGUUGAGUUGGGUGCCACGUGUGUGUUAAAGAAGAAAUUCUCCGCAAGCCAGUUUUGGAAUGAUUGCAAGAAGUACAACGUGACUGUGUUUCAGUAUAUUGGUGAACUUUGCCGUUAUCUGUGCAAACAACCUCAGAGAGAAGGGGAAAAGAGCCAUCGGGUGCGUUUGGCAGUUGGAAACGGUAUGAGCAGUGACGUGUGGAGACAAUUUUUAGACAGAUUUGGAAAUAUUAAAAUGUGUGAAUUUUAUGGAGCUACUGAAGGAAACAUAUGCUUCAUGAACCAUACCGGAAAGAUCGGAUCUGUCGGGAGAGCAAACUUCUUCUACAAUCUUUUUUUCUCCUUUGAGUUGAUAAAGUAUGACUUCCAGAAAGAUGAACCACUGAGGAACGGACAAGGCUGGUGCUACCGCGUGAGAAAAGGAGAACCUGGUCUCCUCAUUUCCCGUGUGAAUAAUAAGAACCCCUUCUUUGGCUAUGCCGGCUCAUACAGGCACACGAGAAGCAAGCUGCUUUUUGAUGUUUUUAAGAAGGGAGAUGUUUACUUCAAUACAGGAGAUCUCAUGUUCCAGGAUCACGAGAACUUCCUUUAUUUUUGGGACCGUAUUGGAGACACUUUCAGGUGGAAAGGAGAAAAUGUCGCAACCACGGAGGUCGCUGAUGUGCUUGGGAGGUUGGACUUCAUACAGGAAGCCAAUGUGUAUGGUGUCCCCGUGCCAGGUUAUGAAGGAAAAGCAGGAAUGACUUCUGUUAUUCUAAAACCAAACAAGUCUUUAGACUUGGAAAAAAUGUACGACCAAGUGGUGACAUCUCUACCAGCUUAUGCCUGCCCGCGCUUUUUAAGAAUUCAGGACAAAAUGGAAACAACAGGAACAUUCAAGCUAAAGAAGUUACAGUUGGUGGAAGAAGGAUUUAAUCCACUGAAGAUUUCUGAGCCACUUUACUUUAUGGAUAACUUUAAAAAAUCUUAUGUUCCCUUGACCAAAGAGAUUUAUAAUCAGAUAAUGUCAGAGGAGCUUAAACUUUAAGACUGCAUUUAUGGGACUUUAAUGGCUUCCUGGGAAAGAUGGAGGGAGAUUCGUGAGCUUCUUUGUGGCCAUCGGGUGGGGGGGGGGGGAAGAUCCUUUCAUAAAUCAAUCAUAAAUUGAAAAAAAUGUACAUGAAGAAAGCGUUUUGUAUGCCGAGCUUUCAAGGCCCACACGGUUUCCUCAGCACAGUGAGGCCUGAAGAAGGAGCUGUUUGCCUGAGGGUUGUGAGGCUGACAUGAGGAUGCUGCUUACAGCUGAUGACCAGAAUCACUCAAAAGCAGCACACUUCAUAGCAUGAGCCCAGAAGCAGACUACAGUUCAAAGUACAUCGAUUUCUGAAUGCAUUUGGGAAGAAAACCAAACCGGCCAUAGUAUCACCACCUGACUCCAGGACUGUCAGAAAUGUGAUGAUUUGCUCUGAAUCAAAGAUGGGGAAGAUGGGGGAAAUGCAGGUGCUGCAUUUCCAUCGCAAGCAAUUCCUUGAGUUUAAUAAGGCUUAAAUUUGCUUCCACUGAUAUAAACUUCAGCUGAUUUUUUUAUUAAUUUUAAGAUUCAGUCAGUAACUAAGUACUUACCUUAAAAUUGAAGAUUUUAAGUAGUAUAAGUAGUUAACAGUUUACUCAUUUAAAAUACUUUCUAUUAUGUAAAAAUUCUAG